Molecule: messenger RNA, 5655 nt
Organism: Anopheles stephensi (Asian malaria mosquito)
Lineage: Eukaryota; Metazoa; Arthropoda; Insecta; Diptera; Culicidae
Product: Krueppel-like factor luna
Exons: 6
Coding region: 1775-3547 (590 amino acids)
Biological process (GO): regulation of transcription by RNA polymerase II
Molecular function (GO): DNA-binding transcription factor activity, RNA polymerase II-specific; RNA polymerase II cis-regulatory region sequence-specific DNA binding
Source: RefSeq, a predicted model, not a curated record
UAGUAACGAGUGGCGUGUGUUGUGUUUGUAUAGAAUAGUGUGUAUGUGUGUGUGAGUGUGUGCAGCAUAAAUUCCCAAUUCUCAAACUUGUGUCUGCGUGAGUUAUUUACCCUCGAAAACUUCCAAAGUGGCGUUCUUCACCGUACGAUCUCAAGCUCCAGCAAGAUUUCCGUUAUCGAAACCCUCCACCAAGCCCUUCAGUUCCGGUAGUAGUUAUUGAAUAUAGCCAGAGAAGAAGAAGAAGAAGAAGGUGGAAAAAAACGGCGUCCGACCUACCCCCAGGUCCAAGUGCACCUUCGCAGUUUUGAGCGUAGAAAAUAGCAGCAGCAACAACAACAAAAAAACACAAACAGUAGAAACAACAGCGCAGAUCUAAACGCAACGCGAAGGCAACAACUCUAACGCGCCUUCGCCCCGAUCGGAGCGAACCUGUUUGAAAGGUACUGCACAAAUCGCACCGAACCAGUUGUGUCCGCUGCAAACAACAAAACCUGCCGCCACUGGUGCAAAAGACUCUGGCUACUGCUGCUGCUGGGAGGUUCAAGAAUAAUAAUACAAACCCCUGCAUGAAAGGGCCCAAGCAAGGACAGAGGCACAGGUAGCAUAAGGAGGGGACUGUGCUGGCAGCUUCACGUACGCGCACGCUUGCGUUACCGGUUCUCCACUGCUGGGCACUACUGGGUGUGAACUGGGGGAUCGUGAAAAACUGUGGGCUCCACCGAAACAUUCGAGACCUCGCAGACCGCGAACGGUUGGUGCGCUCCAACGUUCUAGCCAAGUUGCCGCCAACCAGCCAUCCACGUCCGUAGACAGGCCGCCGGUCCGGUGCCUGUCCAGCGAAACUCGUAUGCUAAAACUCUCGCGUACAACCGGGUACGGGAAUUAAGGUGUGCGAUUACUGGCCGGACCCAACGCUCCGACCCAACCGACCCAACGUACUGGCCAGUUUCUAGAGGUUCUUGAAGCGCCUCGCUUCCUCGGUGCGGUCGGUGCAUAACUCCGCCACUCUUGACCGCCUGCGAUCGGGCUCCCAAUCGACAGUGACCAAUUAAAAGGGCAUUAACGAAACCAACUGUCUGCUUGGGUGGACACUGUGCGCGCACAGUGUCGUUUUGCGACCAGCUUUCACGGAACGGCCACAGUGCCAGAAUCCUUUACUCCACGCGGACUACAGCACUGACGGAAGUUGUGUACACGCUACAUAAUCGACGUAUCGACGGCUCUCUUCGAGUGUAUACUAAUGUGUGGCCCAAUGCCAAUCCCAACUGACCCGCUGAUACCUACGCUGACCCCCGUUUGACAGUGUGCUUGCCAAGUGAUCCUGUCGGUUAGAGGUGAAAUACAAGUGUGUUCGUGUGAUCGUGUGGAAGAUUCUUGUGCCAGAAUCGUAUGUGCUAGCUAAGAGAGAAAGAGAAAGUCAGAUAGCAAAGAGUGUGCGUGAGCGUUGAUGUGUGAUUGGCCGUUGAUGCUAAUCUCGUUGUGGUGAUUGUCUGUCGGUCGCCGUCGCCUACUACUACUUGGUGCUGCUACCGUGCGCACCAGAAACAAGCAUACUAGACCUCGUGGAAUACACUCUCCCGGAUGUUUCGAUGCGGUACUGGUGCCGUAACCGAUCGUCAUCGGUGAUUCUCCCUCCAACAUCAUCAUCAUCAUUAUCGUCAGCAACGCCAUCGUUCACCAAAACGCUGGAGUGUUUCAGCGUGUUUGCCGCCGUGCACAUCGUCACUGUCACCGCACAAGGAUUAUCAUUUUGAUACGGCGUACUGGAAUUUUAAUGGUUUACAUGAAUGGACUUGGCAAUGACCCUCUGUCUGCGAAAGAGGCAGAGGGCCCACCAGUCCAGCUAGAGCCCGUCGACCUCAGCGUUCGUUCUCCGCCGAAAGAUCUUAAAUUAGCAUCGACCCGAAUGCGCAGCGGACUCUUGAAGCGACCUCCACCGCCACUCAUCACAGCGCCACACCUGCUAGCUUUAAGGCACAAAACAAAGGAUCUAUUUUACACGCUCCACAACAACAACAACAACAACUACUACGACGAGACCGAAAAUGACAGCACGGACAGUAGUAGUGAGUCGACGAGAACGGCCAAGAUUGCAGCUGCUGCGGCCGCUGCAGCAGCCGCUACAAUUGCCGCCGCUGCGGCAGCCUCGCAUGCCCCACCAUCCGCCUUCUCGCCGACGCACGCACAUCAGCUGCUAUCGACGCUGUGCGGCAGCACCGGAAGUGCCAUCGCUUCAGGGCAAACGGAAGCGCCCAGCAACAGCAAUGGGAGCGCGGCCGACGGUGCCACGACAGCAGCACUCAUCCUAGCGGAAAACAACAAUAGCCUUAGUGUGAAUAAUAACAACUAUCCUAGUGAAAGCGACCUUGAAACGAAACCGAGUACCUUCCGCGAGACUUCCUAUCCUAUCUACAGUAACUACUGUGUUCAGCAGCGCGCAAGUCCCACGCACCACCGUGCAAAGUCGGAAAGCCAGCAGAAAAAGUCCCCGUCGGCGGGACUGGGCGCGGCACAUCACCACCAGCAUCCACCACACCAUCACCUGUUUCCGGCACAGUUUCUGCAAGCCUUUUCCGUGCAUCACCAUCACCAGCAGCAGCAGCAGCAGCACGAUGACCAGCAGACAUUGCUUGGGCCGGCCAGCAUCCACAGCCAUCGCCGAGCUCAGUCACCACUGUCGCUGAUGCUCGACCAGCAGCUGCACGACCAGCUACAUCAGCUCUCUGCCGCAUCCGCCGUACAUCCGCCGACCGUGGCCAAACUCCUGCCCGGUUUCCCAGCGCCCUUGGCUGCAUCGAUAGCGUCCAUUGCUUCAAGCCUACCCAAGAACCAUCCGCUUAGUGAGACUGCCACCGUUGCGUUCCAGCGGUUGCUUCAGCAGCAGCAACAGCAGCAUCAGCAGUCCGCCAACACGACCGCCUCUCAAUCCGUCGGUUCCGGAUUAUUUGCACGCACUCGCAACAACACUGGCACCUCGACCGGAAGCAACAGUCCGGAUCGGUAUACCGGUAAGCUAACUGACCUGCGACAGCGAACCGCAUCGAACGGCAGCUCCAAUGGUGGUGGUGUCAGCAGUGAGCAGCCCGUAUCGUCCGCCAAACGCCACGGGGACGAUAAUAAUGGGCAUAGUAGCAGCAGUAACAACACUCCUCGCCAUCAUCUACACCUAGCAGCGGCCUCAUCGGGAUUGCUUGGACUCGGGGCUGAAUUGCGCCAUCAUCACCAUCAUAACCACCACCACCAUCAAUCGUCCUCGCUGUCCUCGAUGAAAGGGCUGACGAAGAACCGGAAGAUUCAUCGCUGUGAUGCGACUGGAUGUGAUAAGGUGUACACCAAGAGCUCUCAUCUCAAGGCGCACAAACGAACGCACACUGGAGAGAAACCGUACAUCUGCACCUGGGAGGGUUGCGUUUGGAGAUUUGCCCGCUCGGAUGAGCUCACCCGCCACUACCGAAAGCACACCGGACUGAAGCCCUUCCGCUGUAAGCUCUGCACACGUUCCUUUAGCCGCUCGGAUCAUCUGUCGCUGCACAUGAAACGGCAUUAAUUUUACGACGCUCCCCCUCACCCCCCUACUACACGUGAGCUACCCACCGGCGGGGACGAAACUUCAACUUCACUGUAUCCGUCCGUGCCAGAAAUGCAAACCUACAACAGUGGUGACGAUAUUAUCGACGAAUCUCAAUAAUUGUGUACUACGGUUAAGUUAUAUUGGAUAGGGAUGUUUCGUUUAGUACUACUUGCAUUCCUCUCUUACGUUACCUUCUUUAUCUCACUAAGAAGAACAGGCGGAUGGCAACAUUUUUUUUGUUUUAUUCUAUCGCAUCUUAUUUCGUUUAACGUUUCAACCGUACAGUUGCCUUUAAGAUAUACGUGUACUAUGAAUUCUGUUUCGCAUUAAUGUCUGUCGAACGUAACACUUUUAAUUUAGCUUUUAUGUUUCACAUUAAAAUUUGUGUGCUGUCGGAUCACUUCGUCCCAAGAGCCGACUUCAUUUUGAAUGAGUUUAUCUUAAUUUCUUCUCAAUGUCUUUUACCUUUUUUUAACCGCUCCCUAACGCAAAUUAACUUUCAUCUUGUAACUCUUAGUGAGAACUUUUUUUUUUCUUGCCAGCAUGUCUCCGAUCAUGAUAACCGAAUAUUCCUAAAACCAGCACAAAAACUAGACUCAAAAUGCUCAUCACUUUUCAACGAACGUCAGUAGAAGGAAACAAAACAAAACACACACACACACCAUUCUCAAUCGAGCCAGUUAUACUUUGCUUGUAAGGCUUAAAAAACUUUUACUUUUAUUACUCGUUAAGUAGGUAGUGCUCGCUGUAGGAGUGAGCAGGAUGCGCUAGUUGUUAGUAUAGUGAAAUUGACCAACCAAUCCCCCCAUUCCAUGACAUUUGACGUAAAUACGCCAGUGAAUACUCGAUUACUAGUGUGGGUAGCCCGCCUACUCCUUUAAUACUCCCAAAUAGUAACGAACAGAGGUGACCGAUACACGAUAAGGACAGUAAAAGAAAGAGAAGGAGGGAGAGAGAGCUGCAAGUAAACAAAGCGCUCAAAAAACAACAAACAAACAAACAUGUAUUGAGAAUGCGAACCUGCGAGUCGCGAAACGUAAAGUGCAAUGACGGAAAAUCCCAAAAUAGUGCUAUAAGUAAAUGUGUUAGGCGAGAGAGAUGUUUAUUUUACAUCAAAACGUUUUUUUUUUUUGUAGCUAGAUUUGUUACUCGUUUAGCAUAGUUGUGUUUGUUUAGUUUAUUAUAGCAAUGAUUUUAUUUUACACUUUCUGUUUUCUGUUGACGUCUGCCCGUGUUUAUGUUUGCUCGUUGAAGUGUAGUACUUGCAGGCAGAGUGGUUAUCGAUUCCUUGCUUAGUGGUGCGUUUAACACACGUAGUUAACAGGUUGUGUCCCGGAUCUAAGAUUCACAGGCGAUUCAAGUGCGAAAUGAGUAGAAGUGAGGUUAGACGUUUUUAAAGUGUUCAAACGAUAUAGCAAUUAAAUUAAGGUACGCCAUCAGCAAAUUUACAAUGACAUUCAAGUUUUACUCGACGUACAGCUCGACCAGAAAGUACCAUGCGCCAGUAACUAAUUGUUUUCCAGUUAAUCAUAAUCAUAGCUUUCUUGUCCCGUUGUUCGUCCUGUUUGACAGUUUGCGUUCAUCCGAUCAGCCAUCCUCUGAUCGCUAAAGUGUUUGUUAUUCUCUUGAAUCGUUUUACAUUUCUCCUCUUACACAAAAGCGUGUAUGGAUCGGACCGAAAAUGGACAGUUUUUUUUUUGUUUUAAUUAUUAGCUCAUUGUGUUUUAAAUGCAAAUGGUGCAAAAUGUGAAAGGCGAGACAUAAAGGGGUGGCCCCUCGCACGUUCUGCCCCGUAUCGGUCAAGCCGUUUAGUGGACAGCAUAGCAAAGCCAGUAUUGUUUAACGUUUUACCUAAUGGAUAAGCUUUUUUUAUCGAUCUUAAUGUUAAUUUCAAACUCGAGUUUUGAGAAUCCUUUUUUUUUUUGUUUGUUUGUGGUAGAAAUUUCUUAACGAUUGUAACAAAAUUUUGAAGCAAUGAGGCGAAUGAAAUAGUUUUUCACCUUUGUUUGAAACAAUAAACACAUCAAUAAUGUACGAUCGCGAUAGGAAAAAAAUCCAUGCAAAGUAGCAAGUAAAACGAAAAA